AUGUUCGAUGCCCAAUCUGAUGGUCCUCCAUCGACCCUGGCUUAUGUGACCAACUUGUACCCCUCAACACAGGCUACUUCAACAUGUGAUACUGCAUCUCACCCAAUUGCUGCGACGGUCAGCAUGUCUUCAGAGUCGUCCGUCCCCAUCCCCAGGGGCCAGACCGCAGGUGAGUCUGGAUACUCGGACCGCUCGAGUUCGCGAUUUAUAGCAACCCCCAACUGCUCCGAUGAUGGACGUCCCGUGGAUCACCCGCUGCCACCCACAACCGCGGAGGAUCCCCCCAAGGUGUCCUUUGAUGAUUUGGCCGUCCGUUAUCGCCAGAACCAGCACAAACAAACCCGCCGCAAGAGGCUGGAACAUCGUCUUCAUGCCACCAAAGUGUCCAUGGGCAUCUCCGCACGCUUGGUUCGCGUGGGAGCCGCCGUCCAGCGCGGCCUGGUCGACCGUCUCAAACAUGACGACAAGGCGAAUUUCAUUGCUCUCUACCAUACCAUGAUUGAUCUUCAGGAGUCUUGUGAUUCCGCAUUCCGGCGCCACUUCCACCGGCAGGACCCGUUGGAAGACUGGCCAUCCUCCCCCGAGGCGGCCGUUGACCGCGCCCCGGAUUUUUUCCUGCAGUUAAGUCCCCAGUCCAGGGCCGAUCUCGUCGGGAUCUUGCAGUCGGUCCGCACCGAUCCCCAGUUCAUCUUCGAGCGCCUGUGCAGCUUGACGCCCGGUCAGCUGGGCGCUCUGGUCUCGUCCUCGGCUCCGUCUUGGGAAACCAGUGACCUUUCGUUCCCUUCGGCCUCGCGGUCCCGGAGCACUUCAUUCCCUAAGCGCAAUCCUGCGUCGUCCAUUCCUUUCAGAGACCACGUUCUCGCCUUUGAGAGAACCGACGCCCUGUCUACUUUGCUGUUUAAUGUCUUCGCCGCCCCGCUGGACUCGGAUGCCCCCGAAGCCCGCUUGCGCCUGGAUGUAUGGUCUUCCGUCUGCGCAAAGCUUGUCGCCGACGGCGGCAGUAGGUAUUAUCCACUCAUCGGCAACAUUCUAGCUGCCUGGUCCAUGGGCAGUGAUUGGAAAGCAAAACCCAGAUUUGAACUGUACCUGAUGGACAUCCUCCAAACGGGCGCCUUCCUGUUGGAACACGUAGAACCUCCACCCGGCCUGAGCUUUGACGCGGAGCCGAUCGACCCGUUGAAGACUGAUGUGGCCGAGGAAUUCUUUGCGUCCGCCGUUGACGGCCUAUUCCAACUACUAGACGACCCGGAUGGAGGACUCCCGCACGCGGUUAUGGAGCUGAGCAAGGCCGUCUUACAGAAAUUGGAUCGCCAGGAUAGCUGUGAUCGUUUUCUCGAGUUCUUACUUGUCCAGUGGUUUUUCUCCAAAUUCCUAUACGGCGCACUAACCUAUCCUGAGGCACAUGGACUUUUGCUUGACUUUUUCAUCAGGAAGGAUGCCCGAGAAAAAUUACUUGGACAGGUCGGACUCCAGGCUUAUUCUCAAGUAUUUGCGAUUCUUCGGUCAAUGCGUCACUUUUCGAUGGCCCGUCCUACCGUCAGACAGCAUGUUGAGCGCAUGCUCAAUCGAUUUGCUCAGGUGCCGCCUGAUCAACAAAUGUCUCGGCAGCAGCCCUCCCACGUCGGCUCCGCAGAGAGAGAAGAUUCGCCAGCAGUUUUUCUAAUGCUCUCUUCCUCCGACAUCCUCAGCCUGCUAAAUGCACUGUUCCCUAGACCAACGCCGUCCAUGUACAAUGUAUCUACUCCGUCGUCUGGCGUUUCCUCGGCGUCUUUUGCCUCCCCUUUGUCCCCGCGAGACAAGCCACUGACACCAUUGAUUGAGCCCGGAUUUUUCCGGCCUGUCAUUGAUACCCACAUGGGACAGUACUCCACGGGCAGGCCCGUUUUCCCACCGGAAAUGGAUUUCCUGUCUCUCCCCGAGAACUGUCUCAGCCGCAAUGCCGAUCGGAUUCGCUUCGAGCUGUCUGAUCUUGGCGACGCCGACGGUCGUGCGAAUUUGGAACCUCCAUCAGCGGAAGACUGGGCUAUUUUCUCAAUCGCACAAGAAGGGAAACGGCUCAUCUGGGGUCUCUUUUCCGAUGGUCAAUUGGACUGCGCAGAGACAUCUGUUGAUGAUGUCCAAUCCACUACCUUGGGAAUGGAAGAUAACUUCGAAGCUCUACAAACUGCGAUUGUGAAACUGAUCCAGGAUAAUCCUGCCAGUGACCGCAGUGAGAUCGGACUGCAGUCCUACAAUCCCCAUCAUACUGGAGGCCUGUCCCUGAAGCAAAGGUUCAACCAGGCCAUGGCCUCCUGCCAUCAUGACUCCGAUUUCAUCGGGGCCCACUAUUGGUGGAACGCUGCCCGCCAACUUGUUCGCAGUGUCGCCAACAUCCCUUCUCGCCAGGCCAAUGACUCUUGGAUUCUAGGCCCAAUGUAUACCUCAAGCAUUCGCUCCCUCCAGGCAUCCCGGUCCGUGAUCGAUCGCUGCGAAAGCGACUUCGUUGCUAUUGAUCGUCACAUGCAGCGACUGCAGCGUACGAUGAAAGAGGCAAUGGCCACCGUGACGAAGUUGCGGGACAAGAUGUGGUACAUUACUGAUGUAAGGAACUCCAUGCGAUACGAGGAUGCAAAGCAUGUGGCUCUUGCGUUGAAGACUAUGAUCUAUUCGGCCCGUCUCCCCAAGCAGACGCCGAACGAGGGCCGAUCGCGCGGCAACGGGAGAUCUCUGGGAGGCUCUCUCUUGCAGAAGCCGGAGUUGCAGGUCAUGAACGUAAUGAAGGCCCCGAGUAGCCAGGCCGGUCCGAACAAACUCUCCGACGAACAAGUCGACCUCAUCCGAAAAUGGUUGUCGCACAACAAUAUCGAUAACUUCUGCAGAGGUGAGGAGCGCAUUCACCGAUUCUGCUACGAAGUGCAGUCGAGUAUCACUCGCCUCGUCGGGGAGACCAUGGCCGAAACCCCGGUGCUCUGGGCGAGCGAGUUGUUUCACAAAGAGAGAGCCAAGUACGAGGGAUCUGGCAAUCGCAGCUUCCUGAGUCUGUCUUCAGGGCUGCGGCCUUUCAGCGCUGCGAACGAGGACGCUGGAUAUCCCUCGCAGACGUACGGCAGCACGCUUCGUCCUUCGGAUUCCGCCUCCAGAUUCUCGCAGGACAUUCCUUCGCUGAACCGCAAGACUUCUUUCCAAAGCGUGAUGUCUGACAAGUGGAGAACUCCGCGAGAGCCCUCGAUAGCGGAUGUUUCUUCCAUGGGAGGCUCGCCCACUCGAGCAGCCUCCAUCUCAACGGGCGAUUCAUGCAGCACGUUUUGGUCGGCACCGCACAAACCGACAAAUUAUGCCCCGAGCACAUCUAGCAUGUAUUCCCGUCCUCCUUCCAUGCUGAGUGACACGGUUGGUCAGCAGCCUCGUCGGAACGAACGUAAAUCGAACGGGAAAAGCGCUUUUCUCGACGAGCUGCGACAGACUCUGACAAGUUUAUUGUUGAGCGAUCUGGGCUCCCCGGUCUGGAGUUGUGGUACGGAAACCGACGCGUGGUUUGGCAAUGCUUUGGACCAGAAGAGAAUCCGAGCACAGAUGAAGAAGCGCACUCAGAUCAACCGGUUCUACGCGGACUGUGACGAACGGCUGCUCCGCCAAGCCAUCCAUCGUACACCGUCAAACGGCCGUAGGAGCAAAUCAGUCGGGCCGUCUGAUCAGGGGCGAUGCGAGGACGCCCCGUCUCCAUACCGAGAGGAUACUGCUGGCCUCGGCAGCGACGAUCAAUCACCGUUCUCGUACACCAUGGUCUUCCGUCGAUUGAUCGAGGUCUUUUCCCGCCACGGCAAUCCCUCUGUCAAAUUGAAAGCUCUCCGUGAUCUGCGGGCACUCGUCAUCGCAUCGCUGAACUCUAGCCACGAUGACAACCCCUCUCCUUUGACCCAAAAGCCCUCUUGCCGCCGGGGGAGUAGGGCCUUUGGUCAAGGGGUAAGACUCACUCGUCAUAGCUACUCGCAGCUCGGAUCUCGGGGGCGUGUCGAUAAAGACACUCUGCACACGCCCACCUCCCCCGCCGCCGAGUCGAUUGUUUUCGGCUCUCGGCCUUCUGACUACUCGGCUCCAACUGAGAAGCAGAUAGUAGACUCCUUGCGGGACUUGCUGCUCGAGGUGAAACCGAAGACCCUGUUCCGGGAUCUGCAAUUCAUAUCGGCGUUUGUUCCGGGUGAUACGCUCAACAAAACCGAUAGUGGAACCGCCUUCCUGCAAUUUGGACUGGCCGCGUUGAGUUUGAAGGAUGAAAUCUGCAAUAGCAUGGUUGAAAUUGCGGAUAACAUCGUUUCCCAGGAGCUUAGUCGCCGUCACCCCCCUCACGGACAUGACAUGAACCCCCGGCCUGGCCAUGGGAUCGAGGACGCCGCGGGGAUGUGGAUCAUCACCGCUAAAGAAGGCAAUCCCAUUGCACAGCGGGAGCUGGCAAUUCUUUACCUCACCCAUCCGGAGCUUCUGCCGCGUGUCACGCUCCCGCUCACGUUGCUUCGGGACACGUUCAAGGCCGAGAUGAUGUAUCGUCGCGACAAGGACUCCAAGUCGGAUCCGCAAAGUUUGUGUCUGGCGCUGCACUGGAUGCAGCUGUCGGCCAAUGGAGGAGAUGAACUUGCGCGGAACCGACUUCGCGAACGAGAGGAAUUCGAUUCCAUCGCCUAA
Aspergillus melleus is the source of this 4659-nucleotide messenger RNA. RefSeq lists its product as uncharacterized. The record is from RefSeq and is a predicted model, not a curated record. Lineage: Eukaryota; Fungi; Ascomycota; Eurotiomycetes; Eurotiales; Aspergillaceae. The coding region runs from base 1 to 4659 and encodes 1552 amino acids. The transcript is spliced from 4 exons.